Molecule: messenger RNA, 240 nt
Organism: Penicillium soppii
Lineage: Eukaryota; Fungi; Ascomycota; Eurotiomycetes; Eurotiales; Aspergillaceae
Exons: 1
Coding region: 1-240 (79 amino acids)
Source: RefSeq, a predicted model, not a curated record
AUGGCCGCGGCCAUCGACCUUCGCAUGGGAUACACUCCCUGGCUCGGUAUGAUGGAGCUAAUUGACGAACUCAUCAAGAUGCCUACCCUAAACAGCCACAUUGUCAACCGUCGUGAAGAAAUUGAUUAUAUUGGCCCACCAGGCACGUUCAUUAUGGCGCAUUAUCACAGCAUCACCGUGAAAAGUCUCAACUUUAUUAAGCAGACAAGCUUGAUGAUGAGAUCUCUGCCUCGGCAGUGA